Penaeus vannamei (Pacific white shrimp) is the source of this 2375-nucleotide messenger RNA. The record is from RefSeq and is a predicted model, not a curated record. NCBI's taxonomy places the organism in Eukaryota, Metazoa, Arthropoda, Malacostraca, Decapoda, Penaeidae.
UGCUGCUGACCAUGGAUGUACUGGUGCUUGGUGCUGUUGUGGUGGUGUUGACAGUUGUGGUGUAUUUACUCGCCACUUUGGGCACAAAAGAAACCCCUUAUGAAGAAGCUCUUGCUGAACAACGUCAGAAGCAGGAACAGGAACAGAUUGCACUAGCAAAGAGUGACAGGCAACAAAAGUACAAAAAUACCAAGCAAAAGAAGCCAAAGGCCAGGAAGGAUGACUUUGAGCAGAAUGGACCAGCAUCAGCAACAAAAGUUGAGGAGAUAGCUACAGAACCAGACACCACACCACCUUCUACAGAACCCGAGGCUUCUCCCCAACCCCAGCAGGAAAAGAAGAAGAAAAAGAAGAAAGACAAGGAAGAUGAUGAAACUCCUCGUAAGAUUGUUGUGGAGGAGGUAACUGAAACCAUUGUGACAAAGGCUGAGGCUGUGAAAGUAGAGGCCACAAAGGGGGGGAAGUCCUCUAAGCCAGAAGCAGCCAAGUCCUCACAGACGAAGGCUGAAAGCCCGAAGGCUGAUUCUGUGAAGGUGGAAUCUACUAAAGGAAAGACUUCCAAGGUAGAGGCAUCCAAGUCAGACCAAGCUAAAGCUGAAAGCCCAAAAGUUGAGUCUGGUAAGUCAAAGGCUGCCAAGGCAGAGGCUGCCAAGACUGAAACUGCUAAGACUGAAGCUGCCAAGGCUGAACCAGCCAAAGGAAAGGCAGCAAAGACUGAUGUAGGAAAAGCUGAAGCAGCAAAGAUUACCAAGGCCAAGGAAACCAAGACAGAGGCAGCCAAGACAGAGGCUGCAAAGACCAAGGCCGCUCCAGAAUCCACCCCUCCUCCUCAGGGAAAGGAAAACAAGAAGGAAAAAGUUGUAACACCUGUAACCCGCCCUAAGGUUGAAGACAAUUUUGAGGUUGUAGAUGGAAGUUUGAACUCGACAGGAAAGGCUACACCAACUCAAGAAAAGAAGAAGAAAAAAGAGAAACAGAAGACUGAUAUGCCUGCUCCAAAAGAAAGCAGAAUUCUACCCCUUGUGCAAGAUGCUCACCUGAGCAGUGGAGAGAUUCAAACUUUGAUUGACAUUCUGCUGAACAAGCAGCAGCAGAACAAUGCUGGUGGUGAAUGGGUUGAGAAGGGACGUGUCGAUCCCACAACUCAGCUUCGACGACAGUUGGAGGAAGUGGAAACCCGCUUGAGGGAGAAGGAUGAAGCUCACUCUGCACUGUCAGCCAAGAUUACUGCUCUCCGUACGGAGCUGAAUUGUGAGCGUUCUCGGGCAGUGAAACUGAAAGCUCAGUUGGAUGACACUGUAGCAAAUCAUUCACGUGAGCUUGAAACUGCAAAUGCAAAUGCCCAGACAUCCCAGAAUGCACGUCUGAAUGAAAUGAAGGCUGCUCUAGAGAAGGAAUACCAGGCUAAAAUGCAACAACAGCAAAAGAUUUUACAGCAGUUGCAGAGCACGAACAAUGAAUCGGAAAUUGCAACACUACGAGCUUCCCUCAGUGAGUCAGAAAUGCAAACAGCUGUGCUGAGACAAGAGCAUGAAGAAUUAACAAGGAGAUGUCAGCAGUAUGAAGAGCACAUUGCCGCUCUUGAUGAAAAGAGAGCAGGUGAAAAUGCCAGUAGAAAUACACAAAUCACAGAGCUGCAGGCACAGCUUGCAAGUGCUGAUGCCCAGAGAGCCCAAGCCUUGGCAGAGGCAUCUGCUGCGAGUGCUGAGCGAGAUGCCCUUACUGUGCAACUAGCAAAUGAAACCUCAAAAACUGCACAAACACAGCACAAACUUCAGGAAGCGGUACAGGAGAAAACAAAAGUGGAGUCACGAUUAGCCCAAAUAGAGGGUGAACUUUGUAGUGUACGACAGGUGGUGUUAGACCAGACUGCAGAAAUUGAACGCUUAAAAGAGGAAAAGGAGUCUUUGGCAUCUCAGAGUGUCCGUCCAGCAGCUGAGGGUCAAGAAAAUGGUGAUGUUCAUGCAGAGCAAACCCAAGGCCCAUCCACCGCCCACUUAGAAUCAUUAGUUAAGGAAAGAGAGAUCCAAAUAGAACAACAAAUAAGUGAGGUAUCAAACCUGAAGAAAGAGAUUGCAAGAUUAAAAGAAGAACUGGAUAAUCAGAAAGCAAAGAACAAUGAGUUACGAGAAAAGAACCACAAAGUCCUGGAGGCCUUAACAAGCACAGAGGAAAAAUUGAUGGCUAGACUCAAGCAGGUGGAUGAGGCAUCUGGUGAGGUGGAAGAAGAGAAGACGAAGGUUCGUGCCGUCCUUAGAAGAAUUUUCCCAGAGGUUGUUGUAGAUGACGCAUUGGCCCUUCCUGUUAGGAAAAAGACGUACCAGGUAACUUUUCUUAGUAAAGCUGUCCUAAACUGCUGAAAUUUAUUACUUGCU